GCAUGACCGAUUAUUGACAACACGUCAAGCAGACAUUUUCCAUAUCACGUAUCACUUUGACAUCUAUAGCAAAAUGUCAAAACGAUGAAAAAAAGUGUUUUUCCAUUGUUAGAAUGCAAGUAAAGUGAUUCCCAGACGUGAAGACAUGACCUAGAAGUGGACAUUUAUCAAACGAGUUGGUUUUUGUGCGGUCCGAACUUUCUCCGUCAAAAUGACGAAGGUGUGUCGUCUCUGCCUGUCGAAAUUGCAACGGGGCUCCAAGUAUUUCAACAUCAACGCCGUCGAGUCUUUCACGGGAUUCAUGCCAUACAGAGAUCAACUCACAACAUGUAUCCCAGAAAUGGCAUUGGAUUUGAUACCUAAUCCAGUGAUAUGUAACACAUGCCGGACUGCCUUGAAGACAUCAUAUGAGUUCAAAUCCAGAUGUUUGUUGGUUGAGAAGAAAAUAAGGGAAUAUGUUGAGAGUCAAGGCUGUGAAGACGAAAAUGCAACCUGUGAUCUUGCAAAAAUUCCAAUAGCUGACCUGCCACCUCUCCAUAAGUUGAACUUUCUUCAGAAAGAGCUCGAAUGUUUAGAAGAGCAACAGAUCCAAGAACAAAUGAAACAACAGCAGUUCCUCAUGCAGCAGCAUCAACAACUACAAAAGCAGAAACAGCAGCAGCAGCAACCGCAGGCCUCCAAGAACAAUUCUCAGUUGUUACUUCAACUUCAGAAAGAAGUGAUCCUACCGAAUUCCAGCGAAAUCGAGAUCUCGAUGGGCUUGAACAACAAGGGAGGCAGGCGAAAAGCACCAGAGGUUAAGAAUUCUAGUAAGAGUGAAAACGAUGAACUAUCUGAAUGCACCAGGUGUGACCAAGUGUUUCUGAAUGCAGAACUGCUUGAACUACAUAAGGAGACGCAUAAACACGACGAGUUUGCAUGCAACUUUUGCAAAGAGGCUUUUAAGACUUUACAGCAGUUAAGGAGACAUAAUAAUAUUUGUUCUAAAGUGAUGGGUAGUGGCGAAGUGAAUCCGAUCCUAACUAAAAGACCGCACCUUCCCACCAAAGCCAAGAAUCACUUGAAACGCUGGUUGUUCAAGCACACAGACCAUCCGUAUCCCACUGACCAUCAGAAACAAACGUUGAUGCAGGAGACGAAUCUCUCGUUGUUGCAAGUAGAAAAUUGGUUUAUAAACGCGAGGAGGAGGAUAUUGCAAGAUCUUACCAAGCUGAAGAGUCAUGGGGUUCGAGAAGAAGAGCUGCACGAGCACAACCUCGGCUUCCAAAGCGACCUGGACUUGGAGCUGCUGAUGUCCGCCGGCGAGACGUCCCCGGUCAAUAAGCGACCCCAGAAUAAUCCCCCGCCUCCGCUGGUCCCUAUAAAAAGGGCUCGACGAGGCAGGUACUUCCGACGCCGAUGGGCCCCUAUUAAACCCCACCCGGCGCUCGAAUACGAGCUGGAAGGUGGAGCUAACAUCAACGGCACCGCGGAAGCGGAGCGCGGGGAAAAGCCCGGUGCUGACGUCAAGGUUGAACCUGACGUACGACAAGAUCCUUUGGAGAUCGUCAGCGCACUUUCCGUAAAAUCUGAACCUAAAGACAACGAGGAGGAGGAAGAAGAAGAACAAGAAGAUGAAGAGGAUGAGGUUGAUGAAGAAGUUACAGUGAAACAUGAGCGAUUGGCCAACGAAGAAGAAAUGGACGAUGAUAGCAAAGACAACCAAGAAAACGGAAGCACAGACGACGACGGAACUGAUGGCGAACGGUAAUCAAUAUGGAACAAUCAAAUUCUCAAAUUUUCGUGAGACAUCAUUAGCGCAAAAAAUACGGUGUUCAGUGGCGUAUAUUUCUCUGAAAUUUAUUUAUAGUGUCUUAAGCGUCAUUAUGCUCUCUUCUUUCAGCUAUAUUUAUCUCUUCGUCUAUCUUUUUUUUUUGGUACUCAUUACUCGAAUUUGUUUUCCUUUUUCAACGAUAAAACUUGUACUUGCAUAAUUGGGUGUUUUCUAAAAAAAUCGUCGGAAUAUCAAUAUGAAAGAGAUGGCUAAAAAUGUGAACCUACCUUUGCCAUGGAGGUUACGCCAGAUUUGAUGAAAGUUACCUUUUUUUCACGCAUCGAUAGUAUGAAAUGGAACAUAUACUGGAUAAACAUUAAUUCUCAUUUGAUGAUUCUUCUAGCGUGCAAUGCAUAAAAUUAAAUUACUUCUUUUUGGGUGUAUGAAAUUGAAGUUUCAAUUUUUUUAACACUGGAAUAUUUAUUCACAUCAAUUAGAAAGAGAAAUUAGAACUCACUGCGUCAUCUUUGAAAAAGUUUGAUGCAGCUAUCAGAAAUGCAAUUUUGUCGAAAUGGAAAAUACCCCACUAUGUAAAUACAGCUCUGAGUUGGCACUAAAUUCUGGGUUUAAGCUAGUUUUAAACAGUUAUUCGGAAAACCAGAGCCUUUAUAUGUAGUUAUAGACUGUGCUAAAUUCGCUGGUUUAUAAAUUCCUCCCUUUCUCUCGAUUUAUUUUUCUCAUCUCAUUUUUCGAGUUCUGGGAUGAAUAUUGUUCAUAAUUUGUUAUUCAUAACUUUCGAUAUUAUUUCAAUACAAGGUGCUCGAAAAAUUGACGGAGAUAUUU
Molecule: messenger RNA, 2596 nt
Organism: Acanthoscelides obtectus
Lineage: Eukaryota; Metazoa; Arthropoda; Insecta; Coleoptera; Chrysomelidae
Source: the annotation of a GenBank genome assembly